Molecule: messenger RNA, 1142 nt
Organism: Aquila chrysaetos chrysaetos
Lineage: Eukaryota; Metazoa; Chordata; Aves; Accipitriformes; Accipitridae
Gene: COMMD5
Product: COMM domain containing 5
Exons: 7
Coding region: 39-728 (229 amino acids)
Cellular component (GO): nucleus
Source: RefSeq, a predicted model, not a curated record
CCGCCCCGCGCGUCAGCGCCAGCCGGGGCCGCGCUGCUAUGGCGGUGGCGGCGGCGGGCAAGGCCGCGGCGGCGGCCUACGGGCAUGGCGAGAGCGGCGGGGGCCGCGGCGCCGGCGGCGGCUUCCUGGGGCCGCGGGUGCCGGCCGAGGUGGAGGCCAUGGCCCGGGGCGUGCAGGACGUGGGGCAGGAGACCUUCCGGCGGCUCCUCAAAGUCACUGUUAAUGCAUUGGAAGGAAAAGACUGCAAGGAAUCUGUCAAGCUGAUUGCAGAAAGCAGUAAUCUCUCUGAAGAGCAACUUGCUUUCCUCAUUUCUGGCAUGUAUACCCUUCUCCGAGAAGCAUUGAGACUCCCCUUAUCAACUUUCAAACAAGAAGUUUUUAAGGAAGACCUAAAGGAGCUCAGGAUACCAGAAGAUUUCAUUGUGGACUUUUGCAGUAUAGUCUUUGGUAACAGGCGUCCUGCUUCAGAAGGCACAGCUCUGAUGCAAAGAAGUAGGCUGCCAAGUGUCCAGGACUUAAAGUGGAGAGUGGACGUAGCUAUAUCCACAAGUUCACUGGCCCGUGCACUUCAACCAUCCAUUCUAAUGAUGAUGAAGCUUUCAGAUGGGACAGCUCAUCGCUUUGAAGUGCCAAUUGCAAAGUUUCAAGAACUGAGAUACAAUGUUGCCCUUAUACUGAAGGAAAUGAAUGAUUUGGAGAAAAGGAGCAUACUGAAGAUCCAGGACUGAACACUUUUAAAUUGGGAGUUUAUAGAACAGAUCUGAAGCCCUCAGCGUGUUUUGCAAAUGGCAAAGUAGGGGACCAUCACCACUUUGCCUGUCUGAACUGCAGUGUAGCAUUUAUGAUGUCUGCUGUAAAUAUUUUUUCAAUUCAAGUGUUAAAAGCACAAGCUCUUUUCAUAAGACUUAGGAAAAACAAAAAAUAAUCUAUGAAAAAGUAUAAUGCUGUUUGUGAGCAUUUUUGCAUGAUUCAUCAAAACGUUUUUUAAAUAACUGUCUUAAUAGAUGUAAGAGUCGUUUAUUUCUGAUUAUGAUUCAUCACUCUAAUUAUUUUUGAAAGCCUGCUACCGGAAACCCUGUCAAUGUGUAUCAUAAGAGAGCUCUGCAAUAUCUCCAAUAAAAAAUAAAAUUAAAACUCCUGCA